CCGUCACUGGCCCGUUGCCCCGACAACGAUAGGGGGAAAAGGCUGGUGGGUGCAUCGCUUCCCCGGAGCGUCUUGCCGGCUGGGCUCGGCUUAGUUGGGGCGUACGGGAGCUCGGGCUGGGGCACUCUUCCGAAUCUCCGGGGUGCAGAGAAACAUGGCACUCCCCACACUGCCUUCCUCCUGGUGCAGCCGAAGGCUCCUGGAUCAGCAGGCCGCACGACAGCGACACCGGGAGCAGGAGGCCCAGCUUCGGCAGCAGUGGGAUGAGAACAGCCGCUACUUCAAGAUGUCUGACAUCUGCAGCUCCAAACAGGCAGAAUGGAGCUCCAGGUCCUCCUACCAGCGGAGCAUGCAUGCCUACCAGCGGGAGAAGAUGAAGGAGGAGGGGAGAAAGCGUCUGGAAGCCAGACGGCAGAGACUCAGACAGCUUCUGCUGGAGGAGCAGGACCUGCUAGUCAGAGAACUAGAGGAACUGAGGCUGAGCAUGAACUUGAGGGAAAGGAGAAUCCGGGAGCGGCAUGGGAAUCUGAAGUCGGCCCGAGAAGAGCAAAGGAAACUGAUUGCUGAACAACUUCUGUAUGAACACUGGAAAAAGAACAACCCCCAACUUCGAGAGAUUGAACUGGACCUUCACAAGAAGCAUGUGAUAAACUCUUGGGAAAUGCAGAAAGAGGAAAAAAAACAGCAAGAAGCCGCUGAAGAGGAAAAGGAAAAACGAUAUGAAAAUGAAUACGAAAGGGCCCGACGGGAAGCGCUAGCACGGAUGAAGGCUGAAGAGGAAAGGAGGCAGCUGGAGGGUAAACUGCAGGCGGAGGCGCUGCGCCAGCAGAUGGAGGAGCUGAAGGUGAAGGAGAUGGAGGCCACCAAACUGAAGAAGGAGCAGGAGAAUCUGCUGAAGCAGCGCUGGGAGCUGGAGAGGCUGGAGGAAGAGAGGAAGCAGAUGGCGGCCUUGCGGCAGAAGGCGGAGCUGGGACGCUUUCUGAGACAUCAAUAUAAUGUGCAACUCAACAGACGUACACAGCAGAUCCAAGAGGAACUGGAGGCGGACAAGCGCAUUCUGCAGGCGCUGCUGGAGGAGGAGGACGAGAACCAGCGCCUGCAUCUGGCGCGGAGGGAGCGGGCUUUGGCUGACGCUGCGUGGAUGAAGCGGGUCAUUGAGGAGCAGCUGCAGCUGGAGAAGGCACGGGAGGCUGAGCUGCAGAUGCUAUUGAGGGAAGAGGCCAAGGAGAUGUGGGAAAAGAGAGAGGCAGAAUGGGCCCGGGAGAGGAGCGCUCGAGACCGGCUGAUGAGCGAGGUUCUGACAGGGAGACAACAACAAAUACAGGAGAAGAUUGAACAAAACCGCCGGGCGCAAGAGGAAUCCCUGAGGCACAGGGAGCAACUUAUUCGACAUCUUGAGGAAGCAAGAGAGUCAGCUCGUCGUGAGAAGGAGGAGAGCGAGGAACUGAAAUCAGCCAGGAAGCAGGAGCUAGAAGCCCAGGUUGCAGAGCGCCAGCUGCAGGUAUUGGAAGCGGACCAGCAGGAGGAAGAGGAGGAAGAGAAGGCGAGGCAGGCAGAGCAGCUCACAGAUGCCCUGCUGCAGCAGGAGGCAAAGAUGAUGGCCCAGAAGGGCUACCGGCCCAAGCCUUAUGGACACCCCAGAAUUGCUUGGAACUGACAUCGCUGGUCCUGUGAGCACAGAGAACAAGGAUGGUGAAGCCUUUGAUGUGCAGCCACCAGAGCGUUUUGCAAGUUGUCUGCAGAACAUGUCAAUAGUUCAGCGAGCCUGCUCAGGUCCAUGAUUAAAUGAGCAAGGGUCUGGCCGGAAUAAGGUGUGAUGGAAAUGCAGCACCCAGCGGGAGGCCCCUUCCUGCUUUUCUUAUCCCAGAAAGGGGCUUUAUAGUCACUCACUGCCAGUGUGUAGCAGACUGAUGUUUCUAAAUAAUGUAAGAGUCUAAAUCAGUGCUAGAGUUACAAGUUGUUCCCUAACAGGAUACGUGGUUUCCUGUUGUCUUACCCCUGUCACCUCCAGUGGGGACUCCAGCUAGAGAUAGAAGUUUUUCAGUAUUUAAAAUUACCAUUUAACAAUUCUAUUGAAUAUAAACUUGUGGGUCUUGGUGCAGUUUGUUAAUAUUUAGUGGUCCCAAAAGGAUCAUGUCUUGUUUUCUGGAAAAAAGGCACUAUGAACCCUAAGACAGUCUGAUGUCAUCCAUGGAUGCUUUCUGGACAGGUGGUGAGAAACAAGUCUUUCCUCCCUUAAGAAUUUUUGGUAAAAUUUCCACAGAGCAGUGCAGGGUGUGUGUGUGAUCCCAUUAUGUGUGUAACUGGGCCUCAAAAGGGGACCUCCACAGGUCUAACCUUUUUGCAUGACACUUUGGACCUCUAGUGUCUUGGGAAGGGCUCGGCGGUGUGCUGCCUUCUGGGAUUUAUGUGCCCAGAGGGAGGGGCACUGAACCUGAAGAAACUAGAUUAGACUUAACCAAGAUCGGGCAAAAAUUUCUCUUCCCACUGUUCUAUCAAUGUGACAUAGUUCUAGGUUAAGCUCUAUAUAUAGCAGUAAGUUCCUUGCAGCAAUAAUCAUAUUUUUAUGACUUGUACUUUUUUCAUAUUCUUCCUCUGAGGUUUCAGUUUUCAUUAUAUUGUGUUCAAUAUUCCACAUCUCAGUAAGUUACAGCUAAUUACAGGCCUGUGUUCCAGGUUAUUAAAAACAGAGUUUAUUAAAAAAUCCCAAGUCUAAGGGCUACAUUACCUUUCAUUUCCUUUGUGCUGUAAAAACAAAUUGAGCUGCAAAACUACAUCCCUUAAUCUGUUUUUCAUUUUCUUGUCUUAAAUUUCUUUGGCUGUGAUCCCCUGAGCACUACUUUCAUUAAGUGUAUUCAUUUUUACUUCCCCUGUUUCAGAUGUUCAUUAAUUGUGAAAUAUAAUAUUUGUUUGAUGGCGUUGCUUCCAA
Molecule: messenger RNA, 2929 nt
Organism: Sus scrofa (pig)
Lineage: Eukaryota; Metazoa; Chordata; Mammalia; Artiodactyla; Suidae
Gene: TCHP
Product: trichoplein keratin filament binding
Biological process (GO): apoptotic process
Cellular component (GO): keratin filament
Source: RefSeq, a predicted model, not a curated record